Messenger RNA from Eleginops maclovinus (Patagonian blennie), 2825 nucleotides. It is a transcript of the gene rab27a, whose product is annotated as RAB27A, member RAS oncogene family. Gene Ontology annotation, molecular function: GTPase activity; GTP binding. Lineage: Eukaryota; Metazoa; Chordata; Actinopteri; Perciformes; Eleginopidae. The transcript has 6 exons. Gene Ontology annotation, biological process: exocytosis; positive regulation of exocytosis. Gene Ontology annotation, cellular component: Golgi apparatus; secretory granule; melanosome. The record is from RefSeq and is a predicted model, not a curated record. Bases 265 to 927 code for a protein of 220 amino acids.
CUCCGCCUCUGGGUUGCAGUAACGGAGGCUCCCUGCAGCGGCUCAGUGAGGAGGAGCUGUUUCUCCACGGGAAGUGAGGCAGGCGUUCCGUUUUAAUGAAGCUCAUGUCAACUAAUGGCCCAGAGGCGACGGAGAGAGUAACGUUAUCAUUUAUCUCAUUAUCUAAAGUUUGAAACGGUCACUUUUUUAAAAACUUGUUUUAGUUUUACCACCGGGACUCAGUGCGCAGCAGCAACGCCCCGGGGCUGAAAUUAAACUCUCACAAUGUCUGAUGGGGAGUAUGAUUACCUCAUAAAGUUCCUAGCCCUCGGUGACUCUGGAGUGGGGAAAACUAGCUUCCUCUACCAAUACACAGACUGCAAGUUUAACUCCAAAUUCAUCACCACAGUUGGAAUAGACUUCAGAGAAAAAAGAGUGGUUUACAAAUCAACAAAUCCAGAUGGAUCUCCAGGUCGAGGACAGAAUAUCCACAUGCAGCUGUGGGACACAGCAGGACAGGAGAGGUUUCGGAGUUUGACGACGGCGUUCUUUAGAGAUGCAAUGGGUUUCCUUCUCCUGUUUGACCUCACAAAUGAACAAAGUUUUCUCAACGUCAGAAACUGGAUGAGUCAGUUACAGAUUCACGCAUACUGUGAAAAUCCAGACAUCGUUCUGUGUGGCAACAAAUGUGACCUGUCGGAUCAGAGAGCAGUCCGUGAGGAAGAAGCCCGUGAGCUGGCAGAGAAGUACGGAAUCCCAUAUUUUGAGACAAGCGCUUCAAAUGGGCACAACGUGAACAUGGCUGUGGACGUCCUGCUGGAUCUCAUCAUGAAGCGGAUGGAACGAUGUGUUGACAAAUCCUGGAUCCCUGAUGGGACCGUCAGAGCUAACGGACCCAGCAACCCAGACCUCUCAGAGGCCUCUGAUAAUAGCAAAUGUGCAUGUUAGACUCAAUUAUGAACGUUACAUAUCUGUGUCCAUAAAACUGUUUAAAAAAUAGGAAGACAUCCAAGUCAAUCAGUUGGAGUAUACAAAUGCAUAUUGUAAAAUAUUUAAGGUGAAACUAUAUUUAUCUUUAUUGCCCCACUAAGUAGUGCUUAACUAUAUAUAGUACAGAAGUGUAUUCGGUCCAUUAGAGAAAAUAAAUUAGAGGAAGAUAUUGAUUUGUUUUAUUUAGGGAAAAAUGUAGAGGAAUAAACCUGACUUUUUAAGAUUCAAAUCAAAAUGUCCUGAAUAAAUUAAUUUUAUUCUCAACAUUUUGCCUUUAUUCUUCAAAUAUAAAAAAGGGCAAAUUAAAGAUCUUAUUCCCAAGCCUGGCCGUAAUACCCUUCCAUAGAAAAGUUAUGUUUCAAUGUAGGCAUUUCAUUUGAAUUCAUUUAACUGGUCUUUUCAAAUGUCUAUUAUAUUGGAACCUUGGAUAUUUAUUUCUAAUGAUGACCUGCUGAAAAGUUGAACUUCAUCAUUUUGAAAUGCUGAUCAUAUUUCCAGGUAUAAACUUUGUGCCUCAAGUUGCAUCAAAGUGAGCUGCCCUGCCAAAUGUGCUAUCUCAAUACUUCUAACACUGUUCACUUGCUGUAAGAUUAGCGUAGAUUCACACUGCGAUUAAAGAAGUCACUUUGUACAGUCAGAUGAAUGUUGACUGAUACCUUCAGUCACGGUGUAUUUGGGUCUGCUAUGGAUAUACUUUUAGGAAGCUUACUGAUGUUGUGCUUAAUGUCCUUCUUAAUAAUGCUAGAUUGCCCUGCAACAGCCAGUAAACAUGUUGCUCACAUUGUCCGUCUGAAAUUAUUUAGAAGGACAAUUAACACUUGUUUUUUUUGUUUUCUGUGGGAUUGUUUUUCAAAAACAUUGAUAAUAGAAUAAAGUUUGUCCCAUUCAUUAACACUUUAUUAUGUACAGCGACGGGUUCUGCCAAUGAUUGCAACAAAAAAAAAUCAAAUAGUUUAAUAUAUUUUAAAGUAAGAAAUGUUAAUGAAAAAUGUUGCUGUAGAUUUUGUAACCAUGUAAUACCAGCGUAGAUGAGGCUGACCUUCAGUGCCUUGUAUUGAUCUUUUUUUCUCAAUAUUCAACUUUAAUGGUUUCUAUAGUUUUAGAGUAUUCAGGAUUUAGCUCAGCCGAGAUACUAGACACUGAUAUGCCAAGGAUCCGGGAUGAAAACAUAUGGAUAACGAAUAUCUAUCACCUGAAAACAGAUACCACCUGUAGUGUCAAGAUUCUCCUAGCAGAUGCUAUGUUUUUAAAUACUGGGACAAUUGUUCAGGCAGCCAUCUAUAUACAUAUUAUAAUACAACAUGCUAAUUGCAAUGAAAAGAGCUGAUACACACCCAAGGAUGAAUUAUGUAACACUCAGUAUAUUUUUGGAUGUACUGACGGUUAGAUAAUUAGACUGAUAAUAGAGAGAUGGGCUAAGCCUUUGUUAUGUAUUGGCUAGUUUGAUAAGAAUCGUAAUAACAUGGUUUCCUCAUUUCAGUUUACUUACAUGGUGUUCAUUUUAAAUCCCUAUGCAUAUCCUCUCAGAUCCUUUAAAGUGUUAUAGAUUUAUAAUCCCACUGGUGUAUAAUAAAAUGAAGAGUAUCUAAACUUAGUAAACCACUGAAAUGGUGUUGUGAGAUAUUUUGUCCCAACUGUAUUUUUUUGUUUUACACACACAUGGACAUUUUUUGUAUUAAUUGUAAAGGGUGAAAGUGAUGUUGUAGUUAAGACACACAAACAGCUAAAGUUGAAUUUGAUUACAUGAGUAUGACUAUGCUGAUUAAUUUCAUAUUUUAAAGUGUGCCAUACAUAUUCAUAUGCAAAAUGUAUAUCAUGAGCGAAAAUAAACUGUUUUAUUUAUGUAUUCCUCAAAA